AACAAGUGCAAGUAAAACAUCAGCAGCCCGAAGACUCACUUCAGCACACUCACACAUACUGCGGGAACCGCUCACUUUUGCGUUUUGAGAGGACUCGCAUAUCCUGCAAAGAAAAUGAUUUUCGACAAGUUGAAAAAGUUUGACAUCGUCUUCGACUCCGCGGAGGUGGACUGUCCUCCGGUGUACAGCAGCGGGGACGUGGUGUCCGGCCGGGUGGUGCUGGAGCUGUCCGGGGAGAGCAGGGUGGACUCGCUGAAGCUCCACGCCGAAGGUUUCGCUAAAGUGCACUGGACCGAGUCCCGGUCCGCCGGCUCCAGCACCGCGUACACCCAGAACUACAGCGACGAGGUGGAGUACCUGAACCGGAGAGAGGUGCUGCUGCAGGCAGAUAAUGGUGAAGUUACUGUCCUUCCUGCUGGCAGACAUGAAUUUCCAUUCAGCUUCCAGCUGCCAGAGGAGACACUGGUCACCUCGUUUGAGGGGAAACAUGGCAGCAUCCGUUACUGGGUCAAAGUUAAGCUACACAGGCCGUGGGCCACCGUCAAGAAGCUCAAGAAGGAGUUCACAGUCAUCGAGCCCAUUGACAUCAACACACCAGCCUUACUGGCGCCGCAGGCUGGAACGAAGGACAAGAUGGCACGGGCCUGGUAUCGCAACUUUGGACAGGUGUCUGUAACGGCAAAGAUCGACCGCAAAGGCUACACACCAGGUGAGGUGAUACCCGUCUUUGCGGAGUUUGACAACUCUACCUCCAGAUCAAUCGUGCCCAAAGCCUUCAUCACUCAGACACAGACGUUCAUCGCCCGCGGCACCAUGAAACAGAAGCGCUCGGUGGUGGCCACACUGUGCGGUGACAUUGUGGGCGCCAGGUGCCGGGAGACUUGGCACGGCCGCGCCAUCAAAAUCCCACCUGUGGGCCCCUCCGUCCUGCAGUGCCGUAUCAUCAAAGUGGAGUACAUGCUCAAGGUUUGUGUCGACGUUCCUGGGACAUCGAAGCUGUGUCUGGAGCUGCCGCUGGUCAUAGGCACCAUCCCUCUCCAUCCCUUCGGCAGCCGGACCUCGAGCGUGAGCAGCCAGUACAGCGUCAACCUGGAGUGGCUGCGUAUGGCCAUCCCUGAGCAGCCUGAGCCUCCUCCAGAUUACAGCUCUGUGGUGACAGAGGAGGAGGCCGGGCAGUGCAACAACGCGGUGGUCCCACAGCCAGCCGAGGACCUGAGUGGGAUCCUGGAGCGCCCCCUCAUGGCUUUUGUUCAAGAGUUUCGCUUCCGACCUCCGCCGGUGUACAGCGAGAUUGACCCCAACCCCCAGCCCUUUAACAUGAGACCUCGCUGCAUGACGUGUUGAACCAUGAGCCCCGCCUGAGAGUCAAGCGACUAAAAUUAUCGAAAAGAAUCAAGAGAUUUGUCUUCUCCUGGAUUACUUCUCUCUGGUAAAUGGCCCCUGGUCACUCCAAGUGUUGUGGAGAGGGACUGGAGCGCCACGGAGAGGUCAGGAGAGGAGAUGGAGCUCGCAGGAACUGGGUGUCACUGGAGGAGCUGCCACUUUUGUUUCCAGUCCAUAAAGUAAAGUGGACGCUCUCCUGUUCUGUUGCGAGGGAAGCAACUUCUCUACAUCAGUUCCUGUCCUCCCCAAGUGAUUUUUGGCUCAUGACGAAGUGAGCUGCAAAUACCUCCCAAUCAACGAUUCCCUCACGUGAAGAGAUUUUUUUGAGAUUUAAGGGACAUAUUGGAGGCGGGGGGGUAGAUCACUUGAUAUUUGUCAGGUGGAGAGUUGAAAAAAUCGCCCUUGAUAAGUUGACACAUGUUUAGCAGUACAUUGUAACUUUGAGUGGCGUAAAGAAACAAGUGCAAUUAUUGUCUUCAAUUUCCACUCUCCUUUGCCUGGCAACACAGUAGUUUUUAACAACCUACAUUGCUAUGCAUCGUGUGACUCAACAGCAGUGUGCCUGUGAUGAUUUCUACUGUUACUUAAGCACAUACUGUAUCUGAAGGUGUGACGGUGGAAGAGACAAGUUAAAUAAGCAGAUGUAGAUGUAUUUUAUGCAUGCAGGUAACAAUAUGUAAAAGGGAAAAAAACAUAUGCCUUAUUUAUCUGCAGUGGAAGAUUGCAUGAGAGUUUCAGGGAGUCGUUCUCUCAUAGAGUUGAAUAGAAGUGAAUGUAUUCUGAAAGAACUUAGAACAACAACAGAAAAAAAAAAAAACGGUUGGAUUGUAUGUGGCUGGAUUCCAAGAGAAGUGUUGUGUUAAUACAAGGCUUAAGGCACUGAAGUGUCGGAUAGCUGUGGUUGUUGAUUUUAGCACAGUUAUAAAAUAGGAUGAGCAGUUUGUGUAUAAAGCUGCACGAGGCUCAUAGAUUAGCUCUCCCAGCUGCUAAACAAAAGGAGGAGGAGGAGAUGGAGACCUCUGAGCCAUGUGGUCUGAAGCUUUUGAUGGGAGCCAGAUGCCUCGGUGCUGUGGGGCGCUUUGUGAGGCUCAUCCAGAGCACACCGCUCAGCGUACAAGUCGAGCCCCAAGCUGGCGACGCCACUGAAAUGUAUGGACUAAAGAACAUUCCAAAAACUAACUUGAGGAUGAAGUUUUUGCCUCAACUUCCAAAAAAAAAACAACAAAAAAAAAAACUGGUCUUCAGGGUCAGCUGUGCGACUUCCUCGGCACGCACUGAAAAACCGAAUGUAUUUUUAUACAAAUGCAAUUGUUGAUUCACAAUCUUGCCAAAGUUUUCUAAUUCUAAUUUUUUCUAAUAAAAAAAGCUUAAAUGGA
This is a messenger RNA of Seriola dumerili (greater amberjack), 2759 nucleotides long. RefSeq names its product arrestin domain containing 2 (gene arrdc2). The transcript has 7 exons. The record is from RefSeq and is a predicted model, not a curated record. Gene Ontology annotation, cellular component: plasma membrane; cytoplasm. NCBI's taxonomy places the organism in Eukaryota, Metazoa, Chordata, Actinopteri, Carangiformes, Carangidae. Gene Ontology annotation, biological process: protein transport. The coding region runs from base 115 to 1344 and encodes 409 amino acids.